AUGGGGCGCGGAAGCAGUAUUGCGUGCCAGCUUGUGGUCGGCUAUCACGGCGGUCGUGACGGACACGCUGGAAUAGCGACCGGGAUGGACUCGCGCGUCGGGGUUAAGGAGACUAUGCCGGGUUGGAACUUAGGGUCGGGGGAUUCCCCGCACUCGGUUUCGGCGCAACACAUCCAGUCGAUAGACGCGGACGCCGAGCCAGCUCUUUUUAUAGCUCCCAGCAUCCCUUGUCCCGACAUCGUUCACCCUCGUCUUUUCGCACUUAAGGCAUCCUGCAGCCAAAAUGCUUCCUCCGUUCGAUUACUUCCAGCAUCGCCGAGCUCGGUAACUUCACCCCUUGCCUUUGGGCAUUCUCAAGCUUGUCCAUCUCAACAAGAAGCUAAUACCACCAUCGCGCACAGUGAUCUGAAACAGAGAGAACGCGCACAACGUUUUGCAAACCUUCCUGCAGCUUACCACGCUGGAUUCACGGCUUUCGACAGGUCGAUCAUCGAUGAGCCAAUCGAGGACCUUGUAGAAGGCGUGCAGAGCGGAGCUGUCUCUGCUCGAGCCGUCUUGCAGACAUAUGGCAAGGUAGCUUUGAACGCUCAAGAGAAAACAAACUGUGUAACGGAAUUGCUUCUCCCCGAGGCUGAAAAAUGGGCCGAUGAGGAGGUCAAUUUAAAAGGGCCGCUGGCUGGUAUUCCCGUCUCGUUGAAGGAUUCUAUACAGGUCAAGGGAUUCGAUACAUCGGUAGGGUAUACGAGGUAUACCGGAAAGCCUGCUACUGAGGAUGGAGGAUUGGUCAAGUUGCUCAAAGAUGCUGGUACGGUGGACUGGAAUUUCUCGUCAAGACAUUGCGGUGCCAUUCCUUACGCAAAGACUGCUUUACCGAUUACUUUACUGUCCUUUGAGUCUUCGAACCCUUUGUGGGGAGUGUGCCGCAAUCCGCACGUCCAUGACUACUCUCCUGGAGGCUCCAGCGGUGGCGAAGGUGCUUUGAUUGCCCUGGGAGGCCGUAUCGGCGUUGGCUCCGACGUCGCCGGUUCUGUUCGUGUGCCGGCUGCUUGGAGCGGAAUUUAUUCUCUUCGAUGCAGUACUGGGCGCUGGCCCAAAGCUGGCGUUAGCACCAGCAUGGCUGGUCAAGAAGGGGUACCGAGUGUUUUCAGUCCGAUGGCCCGGACAUUAGGCGAUUUAACUUACUUCACCCGCUCUAUCAUUCAAAUGCAACCAUGGAAAUAUGAUACCACGGUCCAUCCGAUUAGUUGGAGAGAUGAUGAGGAGAAUGAUGCGAAGACAAAGAAGCUGAGAAUCGGGGUCAUGAAAUCUGAUGGGGUUGUACCGCCCGCCCCUGCUAUUGCGCGAGCCAUUGAUACCACUCGUGCUGCCCUCGCUGCUGCCGGCCACACCCUCGUCGACAUUACGCCUCCUCCUACAGCUACCCCAUUGAUCGGUCUCAACCUUGCCUCUCAACUCCUCAAUUCUGAUGGCUGUCAAACCUUCAACUCCCACAUGCGCACCGGUGAAACUUCCGAUCCCGGUGCUGAUAAGCUCACCAGAUACGCCAACAUGUGCCGACCUUUCCGCUACCUCUAUUAUCUCUACGUCCGCUAUAUCAAACGAGACAAAGUUUGGGCCUACCUGAUGAAAGAUUUCGGUCUCAAGACGUCAACCCAGUUAUGGAAGCUCGUUGCCCAACGUGAAGCCUACCGCGCGACCUGGCAUAACUGGUGGAACGCCAAAGAACAAAGCUAUGACUUCAUCCUUUGCCCUGUCAACGCCACGCCAGCUCUUCCCCACGGCGCCAUGCGAGACGGCUUCAGUUCUUGCGGCUAUACUUUCUUAUUUAACAUGCUAGACUAUUCUGCCGGUGUUGUCCCGGUUGGUCAUGUCGACAGGACCAAGGACGCACUGGUUACGUCGGAUGGUAGACCGGCGAAGAAGAAUUCGUACAAACGUAUCUUGAAGGAGCUCGGUGCGGAUAACACCGUGUCGAGAGGUGCAUGGAAGUAUUAUGAUGCCGACGCGAUGCACGGCUUGCCUACCGCGGUCCAGAUUGUUGGCGGAAGAUGGCAUGAGGAAAGAGUGCUGGGCUACAUGGAAGUGGUAGAAAGGGCCUUGGGGGAGUUUAAGACGCCGAAUGGAGACGUAUAUCCCUCGGCGAGUGAAAGGUGGACCAAGUGCUGUUUGACCCGUGGUACUCGUGGAGUUGUGUCAUUACCUUGGCCUGAUUUCGAGCUAGCGAGAAGUUGA
This is a messenger RNA of Uncinocarpus reesii 1704, 2232 nucleotides long. RefSeq lists its product as uncharacterized. Bases 1 to 2232 code for a protein of 743 amino acids. Lineage: Eukaryota; Fungi; Ascomycota; Eurotiomycetes; Onygenales; Onygenaceae. The record is from RefSeq and is a predicted model, not a curated record. The transcript has 5 exons.